CGCCCUCGGUGCUCCAGGAGCCGCCCCGAGCCCCGGGCCGUGCUGCAGCGCCGCCGAGUGCGGCCUCGGGGGCGGCGGCCGCGGGAGCCACCGGAGACCUGCUCACCUUGGCGGGGCCGCGGCGCGGACGGCGAGACCCCGAGCAAACUUUGCGGCGGCUUCGGCCCGGGGGCUGGCGGGGCCGAGAGCUGGACGCGGCGACUGCGGCAGCGGGCCCCGUCCACUGGCAGCUCUCCCUGCCGGGAGCAAGUGCCUUGGGCCGGCUGUGCCGGGAGCCCCAGCUGCGAGCGGUGGGAGAGUAACAUCUUUUGGAGGCAAGAAGAAUUGGCUUCCUUUCCUGAGUGAUGUGGAUGUACAACAGCUAGCUGCCUCAGAACAAUAAUCAGAUGGCUAUCUUUGUGUUAGGAAACAAAAUCAGUUAUAAGAGUCCAUGUUGAUCUUGGAAUCAGAAGGAUUACAAAAGGUUAAGUUUUCACGAAGAACAAGGACUUCACCAUCUCCUUUUUGAUCUGAACGCUGGGGAACAAUGGAUAUCAUAGAGACAGCAAAACUUGAAGAACAUAUGGAAAAUCAGACCAACGACCCUGCCAACACAUACAUAAGACCUGCUGAACCUGCUGAAGAAGAAAGCAAAAAUGGCAACGGUAAACCCAAGAGCUUAUCCAAUGGGCUGCGGAAGGGUGCCAAGAAGUACCCAGACUAUAUCCAGAUUGCUAUGCCCACUGAGUCUAGGAACAAGUUUCCCCUGGAAUGGUGGAAAACGGGCAUUGCGUUUGUGUACGCACUCUUCAACCUUGUCCUGACCACCGUCAUGAUCACAGUCGUACACGAGAGGGUCCCUCCCAAGGAGCUCAGCCCUCCACUACCAGACAAGUUUUUUGAUUACAUUGAUCGGGUGAAAUGGGCAUUUUCUGUAUCAGAAAUAAAUGGGAUGAUAUUAGUUGGAUUAUGGAUCACCCAGUGGCUGUUUCUAAGAUACAAGUCCAUUGUGGGGCGCAGGUUCUUUUUUAUCAUUGGGACUUUGUACCUGUAUCGCUGUAUCACAAUGUACGUUACUACUCUCCCUGUGCCUGGAAUGCAUUUCCAAUGUGCUCCCAAGCUCAAUGGAGACUCUCAGGCAAAAAUACAGCGGAUUCUUCGGUUGAUCUCCGGUGGUGGUUUAUCCAUUACUGGAUCACAUAUUUUGUGUGGAGACUUCCUCUUCAGCGGCCACACAGUUGUGCUGACACUGACUUACUUGUUCAUCAAGGAAUAUUCACCUCGUCACUUCUGGUGGUAUCACUUACUGUGCUGGCUGCUGAGUGCUGCUGGCAUCAUCUGCAUCCUUGUAGCACACGAACACUAUACUGUUGAUGUGAUCAUCGCUUACUACAUCACUACUCGGCUGUUUUGGUGGUACCACUCCAUGGCCAAUGAAAAGAACUUGAAGGUCUCUUCCCAGACCAAUUUCUUAUCUCGAGCCUGGUGGUUCCCCAUCUUCUAUUUUUUUGAGAAAAAUGUCCAAGGCUCCAUUCCUUGCUGCUUCUCCUGGCCACUGUCGUGGCCGCCUGGCUGCUUCAAGUCAUCAUGCAAGAAGUAUUCACGGGUUCAGAAGACUGGAGAAGAGAAUGAGAAGUCGACCUGAGGACAACAGACAUCAGCCCUUGGAUACCAAAAGAGUGAACGCUGUAACCAAAGGUAUAGUUCUAAUAUUUUUAUUUCAGGAGAACUGACUGCUAAAUGAAGGAGUGGACCAAAUUCUGUGUACUCAAUUAGCAAGAUGAACGAAGUAUUACCCAUGGACUGGUUGUUGAUUAUAUAUUUUUUAAUUUAUCCCAAGAAAGACGCCUUCUCCUGCAGCACUUCAUUGGCUGGUGACAAAGCCUCAAACUGGGAUUUUGCUAGUGAGCUUGUUAAAGAGGUGCCAAAGAACUGAUUGCUCCUUUUCUUAUUCUUUUUCCACCAAACCUUCUACUUCAGAAUUUUUUCAUGAUUCUUUCUUCCCAAGGUCAGAAGAAAUGUAUUAAUGUUUUAAAUAAAAUAUCUGGAUUUAUACAGCCAA
Molecule: messenger RNA, 2041 nt
Organism: Ochotona princeps (American pika)
Lineage: Eukaryota; Metazoa; Chordata; Mammalia; Lagomorpha; Ochotonidae
Gene: SGMS2
Product: sphingomyelin synthase 2
Exons: 6
Coding region: 527-1624 (365 amino acids)
Biological process (GO): ceramide biosynthetic process; sphingomyelin biosynthetic process
Cellular component (GO): Golgi membrane; endoplasmic reticulum membrane
Molecular function (GO): ceramide cholinephosphotransferase activity; sphingomyelin synthase activity
Source: RefSeq, a predicted model, not a curated record